Molecule: messenger RNA, 2673 nt
Organism: Cavia porcellus (domestic guinea pig)
Lineage: Eukaryota; Metazoa; Chordata; Mammalia; Rodentia; Caviidae
Product: vomeronasal type-2 receptor 116-like
Exons: 9
Coding region: 1-2673 (890 amino acids)
Biological process (GO): G protein-coupled receptor signaling pathway
Cellular component (GO): plasma membrane
Molecular function (GO): G protein-coupled receptor activity
Source: RefSeq, a predicted model, not a curated record
AUGAUAUUUGCAAUGGCUCAGUACCUGGUGACCAUUCAGGUUGUGGUCAUGGGCUUCAUCCAGGAGGAAUCAGCAUUGCAGGGCCCAUCCCAGGGUCAUAUAGAGGGAGAUGAUGUUGGAGAACUGGAGGAACCUGGUCUUGCUCAGCAUGUGCCCAAUAGCUACCAGAAUGUUCUAGCCUUCCUAUUUGCCAUAGAGCAAAUCAACAAGAAUCCUCAUCUUUUACCCAACAUAUCUCUGGGAUAUGAGUUCCAUAACUUUCCUUACAGUCACUGGAGGAUGUUGGAGACUUCCCUCAUUUUGCUCACAGGACAGAAUGACAUCCCUAAUUACUCCUGUAGAAGAAAAAGCAAGUCUGUAGCAGUGUUAACAGGAACAUCAUGGGCAGCUUCUGCUCAAGUUGGAACCCUGCUGGAGCUCUACAAGUUUCCACAGGUUUCAUUUGGGUCUUUUGAUCCUGUGCUAAGAGACAAUGGACAGUUUCCUUCUAUCUAUCAGGCAGCCCCUAAGGACACAUCUCUGGCCCUUGCUAUGGUUUCCUUGCUGCUUCAUUUCAGAUGGACCUGGGUGGGACUGGUCAUUAUGGAAGGUCAGAAAGGAUUUCAGUUUCUCUCAGAUGUGAGAGUGGAGAUGGACAGGAACAAAAUCUGUGUAGCAUUUGUGAAAAUGGUCUCAACUCAUCUUGUAUCAUAUAUGGCAUCUGCAAAGGAAUACAUUAUUUUGACUAAGGAAACUUCACAAGUGAAUGUGGUGAUCAUUUACUAUGACACUGAUUUCCUAAAUGAUGUGAACCAUAACAUAGAGCAGAACUUAUUAACAGGAAAAGUCUGGGUGACCAACUCACAGUGGCAUGCUGACAUGACUGGGAAAAACUUCAUCCUCAAUUCAUUCCAUGGGACACUCAUUUUUUCUAAUCAUCAUGAAGAAAUUUCUGAUUUCAAAACUUUUGUCCAAGAAGCCAACCCUUCCAAAUACCCAGAAGACUUUUACCUCACUAGAUUUUGGUUCAGCAAUUUCCAUUGCUCAUUCUCUGAUGCUGACUGUUCAUUGAAAGACUGCACACCCAAUGCCUCGCUGGUGCAUCUGCCUGCAAAUCAUUUUGACCCAACCAUGACUGAUUGGAGUCACAAUGUACACAAUGCUGUGUAUGCUGUGGCCCAUGCCCUGCAUGAGAUGCUUCUUCAACAAGCACAAAUGUCAUUGAUGGGAAACAAGAAAGUGACAAUAUUUUCCCCCUGGCAGCUCAACCCAAUUUUGAAGAACAUUCAAUUUAACAAUCCUGCUGGAGACCAAGUGAAUUUGAAUGACAGAAGCAAAGUGGAUGUACAGUAUGACAUUCUCAACUUUUGGAAUUUCCCAGAAGGCCUUAGACUUAAGGUCAAAUUGGGAGCAUUUAACCCACAUGUGCCACAUGACCAACAAUUGUCUUUAUCUGAUAUGAUUGAGUGGGCCACAGGAAUUACAGAGAUGCCCUACUCUGUAUGCAGUGAGAGCUGUCAUCAUGGAUUCAGGAAGACCUCUCAGGAGGGAAAACCUGCCUGUUGUUUUGAUUGCACCCCCUGCCCAGAGAAUGAGAUCACCAAUGACACUGAUAUGGAGCAGUGUGUGAAGUGUUCUGAUGACCACUAUGCCACGAUACAGCAAGAUCUCUGCCUCCAAAAGUCUGUGACUUUCCUGGCUCAUGAAGACCUCAUGGGGAAGAUGCUGGCCGGCACAGCCCUGAGUCUCACUGUUCUCACAGCUGCUGUUCUUGGGCUCUUUGUAAAGCACCAAGAUACUCCCAUUGUUAAGGCCAAUAACAGAGCUCUCAGCUAUACCUUGCUCAUUUCCCUCAUCUUCUGCUUUCUCUGCCCUUUACUCUUCAUUGGUCAACCCAAUACAGCAACCUGCAUCCUUCAGCAGACCACAUUUGCAGUUGUCUUCACUGUGGCAGUUUCCACUGUCUUGGCCAAAACUAUUACUGUGGUGCUGGCCUUUAAGGUCACUGCUCCAGGAAGAAGAAUGAGGCAGUUGCUGGUAUCAGGGGCACCAAACUACAUCAUCCCCAUCUGUACCAUGAUCCAACUCACUCUAUGUGGAGUAUGGAUGGGGACAAACCCACCCUACAUUGACACAGAUGCACACUCUGAACAUGGUCACAUCGUCAUCAUGUGCAACAAGGGCUCCCUCGCUGCUUUCUACUGUGUCCUGGGGUACCUGGGCUCCUUGGCCAUGCUCAGCUUCACUGUGGCUUUCCUAGUCAGGAACCUGCCUGACUCCUUCAAUGAAGCCAAGUUCCUCACAUUCAGCAUGCUGGUGUUCUGUAGUGUGUGGGUCACGUUCCUCCCCAUGUACCACAGCAGCAAGGGGAAGGUGAUAGUGGCCAUGGAGGUCUUCUCCAUCUUGGUCUCUGGUGCAGGGCUGCUGGGCUGCAUCUUUGCCCCUAAGUGCUAUAUUAUUUUGUUAAGACCAGAGAGAAAUUCUCUGCAUGGAUUCAGAGAUAAAAGAAAAAACAGGUGCAAAAACCUUUUAGUUAUUAAAUUUCUAAUGUGGCAGGCAAGCGUGGCGCCCCGGAGUGCGGCCCAGAGGCAGCAGCAGCAGUUGGUGAAUAACCUAAAGCGAUCUCCGCUGGGAAGCUCUCCUGCUCUUCAAAGCUCGUUUGCUGAAGAAGCUUGCUAUUCAACAUCUCACUAA